CAUUGGUUCUUGUCUCGAAUGACGCAUUCAAUGACGUUGCGAGCGAUGAUUGGACGGUGUUGAACAGCCUGGAGCGAUUCCACACGAUGAGUAAAUGUAGAGAGAACAACAGAGGUUAGGGGGAAAAAAAAGGGAGUGAGCAUUACAACCACGGAAUCUGAGAAUAGGUAAUUACUGGAAAGGGGACAAACCGAUAUGGAAAUGAAGUGGAAACAUGGGAUUUGGACGACUGCUGGAGUGAACAAUGUAAACAAGUGUGUGGACUGAUUGGCCUUUUGAAGUUACCAUGUGCUGAGAGGUUUAAUUCUACGGAUAAGGUCAAGAUGACUAAAUAUUUUGUUUUCUGAAGAUACAUUGAAAACUGCAGUAGUCGAUUGAGCCCCUGCAGCCUGCUUUGACACACAAUCAGGUGCAUCAAGUACAUUGGAAUAUUAAAGCAUUUAUUGGCACAAAGAACAGCUGUAAUGGAAGAUAAUGUAAAAUUUCAUGAAGUAUAAUUUUGUGACAAAUUGGUUUUACCAAUUCUGCGUUGUGGUUGGAUCAACGAUUGAGCAUCAGCUUUUAUCUGCAUAAAGAAUUGAGUCAGAUUUUUUUGGAUUAUAUUUGAAGACCAAAACCUGAUCAUUGAGGCUUUUAAGUUUCAGAAUUCCAGCAUACUUGUGCCCCUUUCAAAUCUGGAAAAUGCCGAUCCUGAAACAGCUUGUGGCAAGCUCCAAUCAGUCCAAACGGCGCUCUCGCAUAGACUUGACUGCAGAUAUGAUCAGUGCUCCUCUUGGUGAUUUCAGGCACACGAUGCAUGUAGGUCGUGGGGGUGACGUCUUUGGAGACACUUCAUUCCUUUCUAGUAAGUUUGGAGCUGCAGCUGCUACUGCUCCUGCUGAAACAACACCCAAGCCAGGGCUUCUGUCUCGGAAAUUCAGAAGCAGCAGCAAACGGUCUCAGUCAGUAACACGUGUUGAUAAGCGAGACACGUUGACACAGAGUGAUUCAGCAAUAUUUGUGAAAAAUGCAGUGUCUCUGCCUCAACUCAAUGAUAAGACUGUGGAGCCAACUAAUCAGAUGGCAAAGAGCCUUUCAUCAAGUCCAAUAAAAAAGCUUGCAAGUGAACAAAUGGAAGAUGUACCUGUCAAUGGGGCUGCCAGCACUGUUGAAAGUAAAUGUACAGAAUAUCAAGAUGAGCGAGAUUUUGGAGAUAUUACAGAUCUUCCUACUUCUCUUUCCAGUGGUGGCUUUCCACUAAAGCAUGCUGAAUCCAUCAUGUCCUUUCAUGUUGAUCUUGGUCCUUCAAUGCUUGGUGAAAUUUUAAGUGUUAUGGAAAAAGAUACUUGGGAAAGUGCUGAUCUUGGUUUUGGCGAUGACAAACAAGGACCGUUUUCUAAUUCACAAAAUGUGGCCAAAGAGAAGUUUGUAGAGGAACCUGCAGUAUCAGCAAUGGCCGUGCAAAAUAACAUUAAUAGUGUUGUGUACAGCACAGCAUCUGGGAGCCACUUAUCACAAGAUAGUGGCUCCAUGUCCAGUUUGGCAUCUGGGACUACAGAAGAGAGGCGGUCAGUUUAUGAGGGAGUUAGUCAUGGAGAUGUAGACAGUAUGAAAAAUGUAGCUGAAUCCAGAGAUGCCUUCAAAGAGGAAUCUAUGCAUGAAGGAGAUGAGGAUUUUACCUUCAUGGAUGAAGAGGAUGAAAUCCGUGUGUAGAAUUGGCCUAUUUGGAUUGGCAUAUUUGCUUUUUUAUUAAGGAUUUGGAGAACAGGAUGACUAUCUGUCCUAGAAUUUACAGCAUUAAUGAAUUAUGGCAGGAUUGCACUAGACUCUUACACCACAGACUCAAAAUAUAUUCUGUAAUAAAGGCUGUAACCAAAAUUCUUUAAUCCACAUAGGCCAGCAACAUCUGCAACUACUCAUGGUGGCUCACUGCUUAUGUUUUAUUCAACCAGAAUUAACCAUAUAUUAUGCACAUUCCUAAACGGUGCAAAUGCUAUGUUUGUGCUACCUUUUUAUAUGGUACCAAUCUCAUUUUAAUAUUUGACAAUUCACUGCGACCCAAAGGACUCUCCUUAGAAAAGUGGCUUGUCUGCUUCCUAUAUCACUACUCGGCCUUAGUUGGAAUCUCUGGUUUAAGGUGCUCCAUUCCUUCGGUCACCUUCCUUCCUCCUCUAUCCUCCCUGGGGUGCUGCUGUUUAGGAUUUUGGUUUGGAAAAUUCAAACAUAAUUUUUCUGUGUAAUUCAUGUAGUUGCUGUGAUGCUUUCAACCUUUACCUGAGUGAGCUGGGUUUCACCAACUAUUCGGGUGCUAAAUUAUUUUCUCACAUGAAUAGCAGUUAAUUUUCGCUUCACUAUUUCUGUAACAUUCUGCAAGGAAGUGUGGAAUAUCUGAACUUGUUAAUAUUGUGCUAAUCCUGAACAUUAAAAUAAACUGUACAUUGCUCACUGUGGAACACUAAUACACAUUAUGCUUCCUAAAUGUUCAUAUAUUUAAAUGAAAUGUAGUUAUGACCAUAGCACAAUGUCUUUGAUACAUAAUCUAGAAUUGAUGUGUUUCUAUCUGUCACUGAAAUCUGCCAUCCGUAGUUAUCACCUGUUAAUCCACUUUCACUUCAUUUAAUUAGGGGCUGAUUUUGAAAUGACCUCAAUAUAGCACAUGUGACAAUGUUACAGGGAUAAGCAUUACUGCAAAUCCAACAAGUGUCAUGUCCCUAAAUUACCAGAGUAAUUAUACUUCAAAAGUAUUUAGUUGGCUGCAAAGCAAUUUGGGGCAUUUUGAAGUCAUGGAAAGUGCUACCCAAAUUCAAGUUCAUGACAGUGGGAGCCAGGUUCUGUAGCAUUUUCCAACUACAUUUAAACUAUGCCGUCUUUCUAAGUUUUAACUGAUUUUUCCAUUACAAAUUUUUGUUACAAGUCUACAGUUGCCAUCUUUUCCCCUGCAACACCCCCCAAAAAGGGAAAUAACUUUUUCAAGCCACAUUGCAUGUAUUUCAUAUGUAAGUAUUCCAUAAGCAUAGUAUAUUUGAAGGAGGGGUACAGUCCAGUCUCGAGUCACAGAACAGCCACUCAGCCAACCGGCUGAUUCUGAAACUUAACAUCUGAGGUUUAGAGAGAGAGAAUUUGUAACCCCCUUUUUUGCUGAAGCACACACUUCCAAUAAGGCUUUAACUUGUCUUUGCAAGACAAGUGUGCCAAUUAGGAUUGUAUGGGCAUGCCUGCUACUUGCUUCAGCUCAGUAUCCUGUGAACAAAAAAAUGUAUCCUCCUUAAAGAUUUUUAUGAAGGGUGCUUGUACUGCUCCAUAUAUGCAUAGAAUAAAAUCAUACUGCUUGGGAAACUUUGAAAAUUAAGCAAUGCCUUGAUUUAUUGUGCAUUCUUAAUUGCAUGAUGAAUCUUUUCAUAUUCAGCCUUUGAUUCUGACAUUGUAAUAUAAAAAUAAUUCUUGGUUACAUUAUUUUGAGACUUUCCACUAUUAACGUAAAAGCUUAAGGUCCAAUAUGCAACAGAUAAUUAAUAAUACACCCAUUGCAUUACAUCUAUAAAUGCAUGUUUUGGAAUGAAAACCACAUGCAAAAUCGCAGUGACAGUAGUAACAAUCCUGCAAUGCAAAAGUAAAGCAGGUUUUCUCCUAAGACCCUUUUAUUCAACUGACUGUCAGUUUAAAAUACUUGAAAUUAAAGCAACCCCUCUGCAGAAAAGGAAACUAAUAAAGAAUAAUUUCAAAUUGUCCCAUUCUAAUAACCUAGUCAUAUUUUGCACCAACACCUUUAUGAACACACUGGAGCUUUUCUUUUGCCCCUUUGUCCCCUCCGAGUGAAAGCAUUUGAAAAUUGGAAGGCAACACUUCACAUUUUGAAACAUCCAGGCAUCUUGUUAAACAUGUACAAACUGGGUCCUAUGAUGCACAAUUUUGAGCUUCCACUGGCAUGGUGCAGCACUGCACCUCAAGCAGCUUAACUGGCAAUGUCCACAGUAUCUGCUGGAAACUGCUUACGAAGACAUUGGGUAUGUUGCUUUUAACAAUUUUAUGCCUUUAUUAGAAGUGUGUUAAUGCUUCCGGCCCACAAUCAUCCCACUUAAUCCUGCUGCUUGUACUUUCUUAGCACCACCAUUCCACUUUAUUAUGUGUCUCACUGGUGCAGCUCCUUGUGCCAUUUGCUGGAAAUGGUUUAGGCCAGUUACCUAGUAAUGAAUUACCAAGAAGGCAGCCCAAUCGUAACGCACAACUUUUACCUAUUUUCCAUCUAGAAUGCAAAUUAGCAUUUUUGUUGAAUAAUAAGCCACUAAAUUGCUAAUUUAAAUGCAAUGGACUAUUAAGGAGCAAUAAAGUGUUCAUGAAGGAGCAUGUUAUGGAAUUACACAAAUUUUUUGAUAGAUGACAUCCAGUUUCCUAACCAUAUUUGUGGUGGUGGAUGAUUUGGCCUCAUUCACCAUAGACCAUGCUAGUAACUAAACUUUCUUUUUGUUGAUGCAAAGUUUAAGUUCUUGCUUCAGUGUACAAUUAAAUGUUUUGAUAUCCUUAAAUGAUUUCAAUCUUUUAUUGCCUUGUUUUCUUAAUUUUCUAGUGCAGUAUUAAUUUAAAAAGCACCCCAGAGUUGAAUACUUUUCAAAAGGUAAGAAUCAGUAGUGCCUUGUGAUAUUAAGUUUUCUUUUCCAAUCUUUCAUAUUACAGAUCAAUACAGUAUGGAUAAAGAACAAUUUUCUUUGAUCCUUUUUAAAAUUGGACAAAGAAUUGCAUUUUUCAGGAAUGUCUUCCUGUUGCUGAUGUUGCACAAUGUGUUGCUUUAUAGCCUAAAUUUUUUUGUUUGAAUAUUUAAUCUAUUAUGUGGUGAUUGGUCAUGGUUCCUACCAUGAAUGCUGGAAUAUGAGGCAAGUUGCCAUAAAACACUUUCUCUUUUGUGCAGGACAGUAUUUUUCUUCAACAUUGUAAUCCAUGUACAUCUUCGUGCUACUUAAAUGUUUUGAGUGUUAUUGUGAAAUAUUGGUCUAGUCUAAGAGUGCUUCUGUUCAGCGUGUUGAACACUGCUCAUGUUCAGGAUGACAGCUGUGCGCACAGUCCAGUGCACUGCAUUAAUGGCAUGUUUAAUAGGAAAUGUGAAAGCUAAUACUCCCUUAUUUUGGGGAGUUGUUCACAUGUUGAUGUAAGUGUUUUCUAGACAAGACUUGAGGUGAGAUUAGAGGACAGUGCUGUACGUUAUGUAUGUAAUAUAGCUUCAACACUAAAUUAAUUCCCAUGUGUUUUAUCAAGAGAAAUCAUUGUAAAUAAGUUUCUAUCCCAUGAUGUAAGCUGCAGAACAUAUUAAGUGAAGUAUUUUUUAAAAAAAAACCUUCAAAAUUGGCUUGCUGAAUGGAGGUAGGUUAGUUGAAAGAAACUUACCAGGGCAUCCCAGCAGAAAAUUGCAACAAAAUAUUUUUCUUCAUCUUGUGUAGAACUAUCUCUGACCUAACUUCAAUUGACGGCCAUUGUUGAAAUCAAAGAAAACCUGCAAAAGGUGAAGGUUUGAAAUAAAAUGUUAGAAACAUUGAGCAAAUUGGUAUCUUUGGGUGAUGUAAUGUACUGUAAUGUAGUGCAUGGUUAAAGGACAUUUGAACCCUUGUUUCAUUUCAUUUGUGUUCUUUCGCACUAACUGCAGUACUUGUAGGUAUAGUCGCUGCUGAUACAGAAAACCACUGAGAACGUGGGAUAGGUGUUUUUCUGUAAAUUGAACUGAUGUGGAUAAUCUGGAGGUGGGAGAAUUGAGCAGAAACUUAAAUAUUCAAAAAACAAACUAAAAGUUCCCUGUUUAAACUAGUCCUUGAAUGUAAUGCGCAAAGAAAUAAAUUGAAACUUACCACUAAAGUGAUUUUGUUUGCACAUGACCUAUUUUGCUAGGAAUCUUUUAAUAAAUCCAAUUGUGCCAAAUAUUUAAAGAAUUUGUGUUACUAAAAUAUACUCCAGCUGUGAAGUGCUCUCUUCUCUGCUUUUCCUAAACACAUUUAACCACAGAGGUACUACAUUUUGUGUAUAGGUAUUGGGUUCACUUUUUAUUGUGUAAUUUUUUUAAUGAAAAGAAUGAAAUAAACUGACAAGUCUUACUUUAAUGUUCUAUUUUUGAAUUUAUAAGUACUAAAACCUAUUUGGUACUAUCACUGAUUUCACUGACAACCUAUUAUUUUAAAAUGCUUUGUCAUAUCAGUAGUAAACAAUAAUAGUUUAUUGUUUUUUUGGGGGGAUUGAUUAAUAAACUGUAUGCAGACAA
Molecule: messenger RNA, 6217 nt
Organism: Rhincodon typus (whale shark)
Lineage: Eukaryota; Metazoa; Chordata; Chondrichthyes; Orectolobiformes; Rhincodontidae
Gene: cdc42ep4b
Product: CDC42 effector protein (Rho GTPase binding) 4b
Exons: 4
Coding region: 682-1692 (336 amino acids)
Source: RefSeq, a predicted model, not a curated record